Paraphaeosphaeria sporulosa is the source of this 1809-nucleotide messenger RNA. Its product is annotated as choline dehydrogenase. Bases 268 to 1725 code for a protein of 485 amino acids. Gene Ontology annotation, molecular function: flavin adenine dinucleotide binding; oxidoreductase activity, acting on CH-OH group of donors. The transcript has 5 exons. The record is from RefSeq and is a predicted model, not a curated record. Gene Ontology annotation, biological process: secondary metabolite biosynthetic process. Lineage: Eukaryota; Fungi; Ascomycota; Dothideomycetes; Pleosporales; Didymosphaeriaceae.
UCGACCGCAGAAUUAAAUGAUUCGUAUGAUUAUGUAGUUGUUGGGGGUGGUACCUCAGGGCUCGUUGUUGCGAAUCGUCUGAGUGAGGAUCCUUCUAAAACAGUGCUGGUCAUUGAAAUUGGAUACAUCGCCGACGAAUCUUUGACAGCCUCAACUGACGCGUACAACUAUGAAGUAUCCAGUGUGCCUCAAACAGAGAUAGUUAACCAAGCCAUCUACAGAUAUGCAAUUGGCGCUGUUGUGGGUGGCAGCUCCGCUGUGAACGGCAUGGUGUUCGAUCGAGGCUCCAGAGCAGACUACAAUGCAUGGGAAGAGUUAGGCAAUCAAGGCUGGGGAUGGGACGGCCUGUUACCGUACUUUAAGAAAAGCGUCGAUUUCACGGCCCCCAGCGUAGAGGAUGCGGAAAAGUUUGGAUAUACGUGGGACGAGAGCGCUUGGGGGGAUGGGCCUGUGCAGGCUUCGUAUCCGUCAUUUCAGUGGCAAACUGUGCGAACUUCUUGGGACGCAUGGGCCGACAUGGAAAUCCCGCUGAUAAAGGAGCAUGCGUUGGGUGAUGCAGUCGGUCGCUUCUGGGUGCCUUCAUCCGAACAUCCAGUCAAUCGAACUCGAUCGUACGCGCGAUACGCCUACUAUGACCCAAUCGCGACUCGACCGAACUAUCAUCUCUUGGUUGGUCAUAAAGCGGAGAGUCUGGUCUUGUCGCCCAAGAACGAUGCAGAAGGAGUACUCUUCUAUCAGCGGGAUAGCCCUGGCGAGAAGAAAAAGGUGAAAGCAAAGAAAGAAGUGAUUCUAGCAGCUGGUGCCGUACACACUCCACAAGUCCUACAGCUCAGUGGCAUUGGGCCGAAGGCUGUUUUGGAGGCUGCUAACAUCAGCAUCAAAGUCGAUGCUCCAGGUGUGGGUAACAACUUCCAGGAUCACCCACAAGUGUACCUAACGUGCAACUUCACGACGGACGUCUGGCCCAAUCCUGGCACACUUGCGAACAACGCAACGUUCCGCGCAGAAGCCCAAGCCCAGUACGACACCAACAAAACCGGUCCCCUCACCCAAGCACUAAACGCCGCCUUCGUCUUCCUCCCACUCAACACCAUCCACUCUUCACCCUCGACCUUCCACUCCCAGCUCCAAGCUCAGGACCCCUCGGCUUACCUCGCGCCCAACCUCUCCACCCGUGUCCUAGCAGGCUAUGCAGCGCAAAGGCGCAUCCUAGCAAAGCUAUACAAUUCAUCCGACGCAGCAGUGUACGAGAGCCCCUUCGGCGGCGCAUGUUCGCGUAGCACGCUUCUCCAGAAACCCCUUUCACGAGGCCAUGUGCACAUCAACGCAAGCGAUCCGUACGGCGAGCCCGCCGUUGACUUCCGGGCUUACACGAACCCACUGGAUAUUGAGCAGGGCAUCGAGUCUCUCAAGUACACGCGACAGUACCUGCGCAAUGCCAAGUUUGCCUCGCUUACACCGGUAGAGAGCGCACCGGGACCGGCUGUCAAGGAUGAGGAUACUGCAGCGUUGGAAGCGUAUGUGAGGCUGACGGCUGGGCCGACGAGUUUUCAUGCGAGUGGGACGACGGCGAUGAUGCCGCAGGAGUUGGGUGGAGUAGUAGGGAGUGAUUUAAAGGUGUAUGGCGUAGGGAAGGUGAGUGUUGUGGAUGCGGGAAUUAUGCCGCUGAUACCGAGCACGCAUUUGAGUGCGACUGUCUACGCAAUGGCAGAGAAGGUGAGAUAGACUUGAUUGCCUGUCGACGGUGAAUGAGCUGACGCUGGUGCAGGCUGCCGAUAUCAUCAAGAAUCGGGCAUGAGCGAACGUUGG